AGGGAGAAAGUGUUCCAUCCUAGAUCGCGAAAAGCUGGAAAGCUGGAGCGGGCGGCUCUCCGAACCAGUAAAUUAGCCACUCAAACCUCUGUGCGCUCAAAGCAACAGACAGCGAAAGUGGAUCGAGCUGGUUUCUUUUAUCUCGCCUUACCGCCAGACGUACCGUCCCUCACUCUCGAAGAAUUGCACGAACUCGUUUCGUCUGUAUGGAUCACUCGGCAUAAUGAAGCCAUAAAAGCCGAGGAGUCGAGGAGGAGGAAGGGGGAACCUCGUCGCCCACGAGAGGUUGCUCUUCGGGAACAACAACUGAGAGAUGUCGAGGAAUAUCGGACUGGGUUAGAACUCCCUGAUCUCACCGAUGAGUCGACUGUCGCAUUGUUCCGACAGUGGGGUGGCGUCGAUACAUCGUACCUCCACCUACUAAGAACCAUUCGAAUAUCUUCUUCCAAUACGAAGAUGGUUCAGGUAGUUAAGUGCGGA
Molecule: messenger RNA, 480 nt
Organism: Cantharellus anzutake
Lineage: Eukaryota; Fungi; Basidiomycota; Agaricomycetes; Cantharellales; Hydnaceae
Product: translation machinery-associated protein 16
Exons: 3
Cellular component (GO): nucleus
Source: RefSeq, a predicted model, not a curated record